This is a messenger RNA of Umbelopsis ramanniana AG, 1031 nucleotides long. RefSeq lists its product as uncharacterized. The transcript is spliced from 5 exons. Gene Ontology annotation, cellular component: membrane. Lineage: Eukaryota; Fungi; Mucoromycota; Umbelopsidomycetes; Umbelopsidales; Umbelopsidaceae. Gene Ontology annotation, biological process: monoatomic ion transmembrane transport; intracellular water homeostasis. The coding region runs from base 388 to 960 and encodes 190 amino acids. The record is from RefSeq and is a predicted model, not a curated record. Gene Ontology annotation, molecular function: mechanosensitive monoatomic ion channel activity.
GAAAGGUCUAGAUCGCACUCUCCGUUUUGGGAAAGGUUCAAUGCCUUGUACAAAUGGUGUGUUUUGUGAACGGGUCUAAAGAAGUACGCCCCGGGAUUCCAUUUAGCCUAGCUAAAAAGUAGAGUAGAUUGACUUUGAUGGCAGUGCCUAAGGCUACAAAGCAACAAUGAAGAGAUGGACACCAUUGCCUUUUCCUCCACACAACACCUUCUUCAAACAAUGGAACGCCGCUGUGGAGCCAAUCAGCACUCAUCUUGUCAGAUUAAGCAAUGGCGCUCGAUCCUUUUCCCCAUUGCACGUUUUUAAAUCAGGUCAGGUGAUACAACUUUUUGGAAACCAGUUGUGUACCAUGGGCCUGCCUAGCGCUCUCAUCUACCCAUCCCCCCCAUGCCUCGAUUAGAAGAAGUCGAACAAGGUCUGUUGGAAUCUCACCAUACCAUUACGAAACACGCCACCUCCAUAUGGACCGACUUUAAAGAUUUCUUGAACAGAGGAAAUGUCGUUUCAUUGGCUAUUGGUAUCAUCAUGGGGGCCCAAUUCAAUAACAUCAUCUCAUCGUUGACCGACGAUAUCAUCAUGCCACCUGUGGGUCUAGUCACAGGAAACAAUUUUAAGAAUCUUUUUGUCAUUAUUCGUGCUGGCUCCACCUUGAAUGCCACGUAUGAAACCGUGGAUCAAGCCAGAGACGAUGGUGCAGUGACCUUCAACUACGGCCGAUUCAUUCAAACCAUCAUCAAUUUUUUCUUCAUUGCUUUUGCUUUGUUUUGGAUUGUAAAAGUCACCCAACGCUUUCAGCGAAAGUCGCUAAAGGCUACCUCUGCUAAAUGCCCCUAUUGCCUUUCUAACGUUGCUAAAGGCGCUAAAAAGUGCCCUGCUUGCACUUCUUGGAUCGAUGGCAGGGAUGGUGAGACCGCUGCUCCCCUAUCACCCGAUGAGAGUGAAGACAAUGAUGACAAUUGAAAGGGAUAGUUAACUAAGGAUAUAGAAUGCUCAUUUUCUAAUCUGACUUUAUCUACCAUAAAAAAUUAAAA